Molecule: messenger RNA, 1287 nt
Organism: Bufo bufo (common toad)
Lineage: Eukaryota; Metazoa; Chordata; Amphibia; Anura; Bufonidae
Product: olfactory receptor 1500-like
Exons: 4
Coding region: 1-1287 (428 amino acids)
Biological process (GO): G protein-coupled receptor signaling pathway
Cellular component (GO): membrane
Molecular function (GO): G protein-coupled receptor activity; olfactory receptor activity
Source: RefSeq, a predicted model, not a curated record
AUGGUAGAACAUUAUACAGAACUUAGAGUAACUGUCCAUUUAGCCUCAUAUGAAGAAUUUCACGCUCUCAGCAUGAUUGUUGCCAAUCAAACUUUAACUCUUGAGAGACAUAUGCCUGGAAGUAAGAACGUUAAGGCUGACGCUUUGUCUCGAAGUUUUUGUGCUUUUCAACCUCCUGACACUCCUCCUGAACCCGUCUUACCACCUAAUAUCAUUGUGGCAGCAUUGUCCUCGGAUCUUGCGACUGCUAUUGAGACAGUACAAUACCGAGUUCUGGCGCAGAUACCCUCAGAUAAGUUAUUUGUUCCUGGGCAUUUUUGUCUCCGGCUGCUGGAUGAUGUCAAGUCGUAUGUCUCUGGUUGCGAGAUUGAGAAUCUGACUAAUUUCAAAGAGUUUUUCCUCUUGGGAUUUCAAGGCAGCUUAUUGCUAAGAAUUGUACUCUUCUGUCUGUUUUUUGUAGUAUUCUGGGUCACAGUAUGUGGAAAUCUCCUAACCAUCACCCUGGUGUCCACCAGCAUAAACCUGAACACUCCAAUGUACUUCUUUAUCUCACAACUGUCCAUCAGUGACAUCAUGUUAACCUCAGAUAUUACUCCCAAAAUGCUCCACACUCUGCUGAAUCAUGGGGAAACCAUUACUUUGAUUGGCUGUAUGACACAAGUUUUUUUCUUCUGUGCUAUAGAAACAUCAGAAUGUCUCCUCCUCACAGUGAUGUCUUAUGACAGGUAUGUGGCCAUCUGUAAGCCCCUCCGUUACAGCUCUAUUAUGACAAACACAUAUUGUGUGACGUUGGUUGUGUUCUUUUGGUCAGUCAGCUUUUUCAUGGCAUUCAUAGAUAUUUUAACACUGUCAAGGCUAUAUUUCUGUGAACUAAAUGUCAUUGACCAUUUGUUCUGUGAUAUUCUUCCUUUGCUGAAACUUUCCUGUUCUGAUACAUUUCCUAUGAAACUACAAAUGUCUUUACUAUGUAUUCCAUUUCUCAUUAUUCCCAGCAUAAUAAUUGUUGUCUCUUAUGUGAAUAUUGCCCGUGCCAUCUUACAGAUCCCAUCUAAUAUCAGUAGACAGAAAGCCUUCUCCACCUGUAGCUCCCACCUCAUUGUGGUCUCCAUAUUUUACUGGACGAUAUUUAGCAUUUAUAUUCUUCCAACAAAUGGAACAUCAGACAUGAAUAAAAUCCUAUCCCUGUUGUAUACUGUGUUUACUCCAUUGGUCAAUCCUAUUAUCUACAGUCUGAGGAAUAAAGACAUCAAGAAAGCCGUACAGGACACUAUUCAGAAAUAUGUAUAA